This is a messenger RNA of Lagopus muta (rock ptarmigan), 2781 nucleotides long. RefSeq names its product transmembrane protein 238-like. The record is from RefSeq and is a predicted model, not a curated record. NCBI's taxonomy places the organism in Eukaryota, Metazoa, Chordata, Aves, Galliformes, Phasianidae. The transcript has 2 exons. Bases 262 to 669 code for a protein of 135 amino acids.
GGCAGCGGCCUGAACGGGCGGAAGCCCGAUUUAGGCAAAGGGCCUCCGCGAACGUGGGGCCAGCACUGUGCUGAGCGGUCAGUACCGGGGAGAAACGCCCGGCGUCUGCAGCGCCCUCGCCUCAGCGGCGGCGGGGCGCGACGCAGGCGGUUCAGGGAGGGGCGUGGCCCCGCGAACACAGGUGAGGCCGGAGGGGGCGCGGCCUCGGCUUCCCCUUCAGGUGCGAGCGGCUCGAGGCGGCGGCGCCGUCGCUCUUCCACCAUGGCAGCCCCCGGAGGUCUGGGCCGCUGCGUGGCCGCCUUCUGGCUGGCGCUGGCCUUCGACGCGGUGGGUUUGGCGGUGCUGCUGGCCGGGGUGUUCGCCGACGUGUUCUUCGCCGACUUACUAAUCUACGCGGGCGGUAUCGGCAUCUUCCUCAGCCUCAUCUGGUGGGUGUUCUGGUACGCGGGCAACCUAGAGGUGUCGCCAGAGGAGCUGCGCGACGACGUGGGGCUGGCACCGCCCAAGGGCCGUGGGGAUAGCGUACUGCGGGGUUUGGUGCACAGCUUCAGCCUCCGCUUCUCUUCAGUUCUCGGCACCGCGUCUCCUUCCCGCCGCGCCGCCGACCUGGAGCUGCAGCGCCCCCGCGGCCCGCCGCGCCGCCCCGCCGACGGCAACAGGAUCUGCUGAAGACAAGCCUGUUGAAGUUAUUGCCUCUAAAAGAGGUGAAACUGCUACAAUUCAUGGAAGGAGAAAUCUAUAUUCCAUGCAGUAACAUUCUUUCAUAUGGAAUAAUUUCUGCAAUCACAGUGGACUUUAUAUGAAGUGGAUGCAUAGACCUAUAUCUCUGCCAAAUGCACCUAUUUCAGCGUUGGAUUGGAUCACAUCUGGUUGUUAUUUGUUUUUUUGUUUGUUUGUUUCAUCAUUUCAAAACUUAAAAUUGACUUUCCAAGAAGCGAGAACUAAAAAGGAAACCAACCCAAUCCACAGAAGAAAUAACUGCAGCAUGUUAUACAUAAUUACCUUUCAUAAUGACCCAGGAAUGUUUGGAUAAAAAGCUCUUGCACAGUGAAAAGCUUUUGCACUGUUUUUCUAAGGUCUGGAAGUUAAACUCACUGUGAAUUUUAUAUGAUGUCAGUGCAAUACUUUUAUUUGUAAGGGUGCUUUUAAAAUACCUGUGUAAAACUACUGGUGCAGUUAUGAAUGCAGAAGUUGUUAAUAGUGUAAAUACAAGAUUUACAGUGACUCCUAUGAAGUUUCAUCAUUAUUUGGGAAUAGCUUGGAAUUUGAGGUUUUAUAAGUACGCAAGUAAAAAUAGUGAUGUUGGCAUUCCAAUUCUUUCUUCAUAGUUACAUGUAAUGUAAUAUGAUAAGAGGAGGCUUUUGAAUUCAGUUAUGAUACAAUAACUUUUUCUAACGCUGAAGCAUUAAAAGAACUGUAGACUAAAAAGCACUCUGAUGCUUUACAAAAUUCUACCAAAUUUAUAUGUAGAUGCAAUUGAAAUUAGAAGAAGCCUGUAUAAAAGAUUAAUAUUAAAGUUAAUGAUACCUAAAACUCAUGUAUGUGAUAAAUUUUUGUGUUCCUCUGUUUCUUCAGUAACACAAAGAGUUUGAGACCACCAUUGGCACUUAUGGUAGGCCUUGCGCUUUUAAUGCAUGAUUGUUUUUAUGCUGUACCUUACUGAAUACAAGAGGUGGAUUUAACAAGAGUUUUUACUCAGAAUACUGUGGCUGCAUUUCCUCGUGAGCCCAUUAAAUAUCUUUAAAUGCUCUCUUGAAAAUUACUGGACUAACUUCUACAUGCAUUCUAUUUCUUUAAAUAUUUUCCAAAUGCUCUCAGUCUUUUGUAAGACUGACACAUAGACACUAGAUGUGGGAAUCUAUAAUUUCUUUACUAAAAGCAGAUGUUAGGAGUUAGAGCUGUAUCCUCCUUUUAGAGAACUGCAGUGUGACACCACUAUUUUUAUUACAGUGGUCUGAUUAAAAAACAAACAAAACCCACCUCCCUAAAACCUACAUGUUAUGAUUUCAAUGUCUUUUCCAAGGCAAUUUUUCAUUUCUCUGUGCUGAAAAGUUAUUUUUCCUGACUUACCUGUAGCUUCAAUUGUUAAACUAAGUUUUGAGACGUAAAAUGUCUAGUGAGUAGAGUAGCAGUUAUAAAUUAACCCAAAAUUUGUGCAGCCAUUUGUGUACUAGCUCUGAUGACAGUUUUCUCUAAUGUAGUGUUGCAGUUAUAAAUAUCAAAGGAAACUGAGUAGGGCUUUAAAUUUACUGCACGUUACGAUUGAUCUUCUAUCCAGUAUCAGAUACUUAGUGAUUGUGAUGGAUGGUUGUUAGAAUGUCAUUUGGCUGCAGAGGGUGUUGCUCUAAUUAUAUGAGAUUCAAAUGUUUACAAUUAUUAAUAGUAUGUACAAUUUAAUUUUAAAUAUAGGAGCUGGCACAUAAAAAAAAAUAAAAAUUAUGUGUUCUUCAUAGAGGAGUACCAUGAUGUUACUAAUGAUGUAUAUCUAAACAAGGAGGUAAAAAGUACUUGCUGUGGAGCAGUGGCAUUAUAAGCUAUGAUUUGAGUUUGUUGGGAUUUUUUUGUUUGUUUGUUUUUAUUUUUUAAUAUCAAAUAGUUACUCUGUCAUGCAGCCUAUUGUUUGCAUUCUGCAUAACAAAGAUUAAUACUAAAUAGAAGCUGGCAACUUGAUUGUUAGCAGUUAAACAUUAACAGAUGUUUAGUGUUAUCUUAAUUUCCUGGUGUCCUUGUCAGUUGUAGCUCAAUGCAGCACAAAGUCCAUGCAAGGAACAUUUACACUGU